AUGUCUAAUACUCCUCACGGUGGUGUCCUCAAGGACCUUCAUUUACGCGAUGCUGACAAGCACGACGCACUCCUUGCCGAAGCAGCAACCCUUCCUACUCUUGUCUUGAGCGAUCGUCAACUUUGUGAUCUUGAACUCCUCCUCAAUGGUGGUUUCUCUCCCCUUGAAGGUUUCCUUAACCAAAAGGAUUAUGAAGGUGUCGUGGAAAACAUGCGUUUGACCUCGGGCCUACUUUGGCCGAUGCCGAUUACACUUGAUGUGAACCAAGCUGAAAUCGAUGAAUCUAAAAUCCAACCCAAGAACCGUAUUGCUCUUGUGGACCCUCGUGAUUAUCAACCCUUGGCUAUCUUGACCGUGGAUGAUGUGUAUCGUCCUGACAAGUCCAACGAAGCUGCCAAGGUUUAUGGUGCCGAUGAUGCAGCUCACCCUGCCGUGUAUUACCUUCACAACGUUGCCAAGGAAUUCUAUGUUGGUGGUUCUUUGCAAGCUAUUCAAUCUCCUGCUCACUAUGACUAUGUCGCCAACCGAUUCACUCCAAGUGAACUUCGUGCUCAUUUCAAGAAGCUUCAAUGGACUCGCGUUGUUGCUUUCCAAACCCGUAACCCCAUGCAUCGUGCUCACCGUGAAUUGACUGUGCGUGCUGCUCGUGCUCGCAAGGCUCAUUUGCUCAUCCACCCUGUGGUUGGUCUUACCAAGCCUGGUGACAUUGAUCAUUAUACCCGUGUGCGUGUGUACAAGGCUUUGAUGCCAAAGUAUCCUAAUGGUAUGGCUGAGUUGAGCUUGCUCCCAUUGGCUAUGCGUAUGGGUGGUCCUCGUGAAGCUGUGUGGCACGCAUUGAUCCGUAAGAACCAUGGUGUCACUCACUUCAUUGUGGGUCGUGACCAUGCUGGUCCUGGCAAGAACUCGCAAGGUGUUGAUUUCUAUGGUCCUUAUGAUGCUCAAGCUUUGGUUGAAAAGUACAAGGAUGAGAUUGGUAUUGAAAUUGUUCCUUUCCAAAUGGUGGCCUACUGCCCUGAGUCGGAUGAAUACAUGCCUGCCGAUGAGGUUCCUGAAGGAGUCAAGACCCUCAACAUCAGUGGUACAGAGUUACGCCGUCGUUUGCGUACUGGUUUGCCUAUCCCUGAAUGGUUCUCUUAUCCUGAAGUGGUCAAGGUCCUUCGUCAAUCCCAUCCUCCUCGUGCUCAACAAGGUUUCACCAUCUUCUUCACUGGCUUGCAUGCUUCUGGCAAGAAUGCUCUUGCUCGUGCCUUGCAAGUAUCCUUGAACCAAGAAGGCUCUCGCUCUGUGUCUUUGCUCAUGAGUGAAAAUGUCCGCACCGAACUUUCUUCCGAACUUGGCUUUUCCAAAAAGGAUCGUGAUCUCAACAUUGCUCGCCAAGCUUUCGUUGCUGGCGAAUUGACGCGUGCAGGUGCUGCUGCUAUUGUGGCUCCUAUCGCUCCGUUUGAUGAGGCUCGUAAGAAUGCUCGCAAGGCCAUUGAAAAGUAUGGUGGUUUCUAUCUUGUGCAUGUCUCCACUCCCUUGGAUGAAUGCAUCAAGCGUGAUCAUGAUGGUGUCUAUGAGCGUGCUCGCAAGGGUGAAAUCAAGGACUUUACUGGUAUUGAUGCUCCUUAUGAGACACCUGAUGAUGCCGACCUUACUAUUGAUCUCAGCAAGCAUUCCAUUGCCCAAGGUGUUCAUGAAAUUGUCUUGUUGCUCGAAAAGGACCGUUACGUUGGCUCUUCUUAA
Molecule: messenger RNA, 1725 nt
Organism: Lichtheimia ornata
Lineage: Eukaryota; Fungi; Mucoromycota; Mucoromycetes; Mucorales; Lichtheimiaceae
Product: sulfate adenylyltransferase
Exons: 3
Coding region: 1-1725 (574 amino acids)
Biological process (GO): sulfur amino acid metabolic process
Cellular component (GO): cytoplasm
Molecular function (GO): adenylylsulfate kinase activity; sulfate adenylyltransferase (ATP) activity; ATP binding
Source: RefSeq, a predicted model, not a curated record